AUGGAAACCCUCGGCAUCUUCAAAUCGACAUGUGCUGACCCUACUCCCCGGUCAGUGGCUGCAAUGAAGCAGCCCAGUCCGACGCACCGGGGAGUAAAAACCGCGGCUGACAUGGAUAGUCAUGAAGCACAGGCAUUCUCGACAACCUCGUCCGAUCUGUGGGAGGGGGAUCCGAGAACAGGCCGCGUGGACCAGGAGCCCGGACUCGUGCUUGGGAUGGCAGACCUCGACAUCCAUCCGCACACAUUGACAUUAUGA
Messenger RNA from Penicillium alfredii, 258 nucleotides. RefSeq lists its product as uncharacterized. Lineage: Eukaryota; Fungi; Ascomycota; Eurotiomycetes; Eurotiales; Aspergillaceae. The coding region runs from base 1 to 258 and encodes 85 amino acids. The record is from RefSeq and is a predicted model, not a curated record. The transcript has a single exon.